This is a messenger RNA of Pseudocercospora fijiensis CIRAD86, 809 nucleotides long. RefSeq lists its product as uncharacterized. The transcript has 4 exons. The record is from RefSeq and is a predicted model, not a curated record. Lineage: Eukaryota; Fungi; Ascomycota; Dothideomycetes; Mycosphaerellales; Mycosphaerellaceae. The coding region runs from base 113 to 643 and encodes 176 amino acids.
CACAGCUGAGCAUCCUGUUCCUGACUACUGCAAUUGUUCCCUUGCGAAUCAACGAUUCAUCCCUCCUAUAGUCACUGACUUACCCGAGAGCUCCAUCUCAUCACAAGCCAUCAUGUCCGCUGAAGUGCAAGAACCCCUCAGCAAGGUCGACUCUGCCAUUGAUGAUGCUCCAGGAUCGCCCAGCGACUCCAAGGUGAAGCACCGGAGAACGAGUAGCACCGUGAGCGGCGUCUUCAACAUCCUUGAUCUUGAGAAGGAAGGCGUGGAGCUUAAGAUUGCUCCAGAGACACAGAAGCUUAACUGGAAGCUCAAUACGUCUCCAAGCACAAUCGAUGACCCAUCAGUUCUGAAGAAGCUAUUGGUGAACCCUCCCGUCAAGAAGAUCGACCUCCACUUCCCGCUAGGCCUUGAGGUCACCGCACGGAACCUCAAAGGAGUGACAAUCAAGGAUGCAUUAGAUGCAAUCCACAAGCAAUACAAGAAGAAGGCGGACGAUGAGCUCGAUAACCCUUACCUCGCUGGAUUCGAGUGGGACAAAGAGGAGUGCUACACACGCUUCAUCGUGCACCAGAAGAAGACCGGAGAGGCACCAGCUGGCGGCAGCGGCAAGAAGAAGAACAAGAAGGCCGCCGAAGAAGAGUAAUAAGCCGAUUCCUGACGCCGAUUGUACCGCUGUCACUCGCUUCAGCGUGCGUCUGCAAGAAGCUGGUAGUCAUCUGAGAUGGCUCAGCAAAUGAUUAAUUCUAGGAAGCUGUGACAUUAGCGGGUGCUCUGAGAUAGAAUUACUCCAAGUCAGGUACCCAGUGUCA